This is a messenger RNA of Daldinia caldariorum, 1218 nucleotides long. RefSeq lists its product as uncharacterized. Bases 1 to 1218 code for a protein of 405 amino acids. Gene Ontology annotation, molecular function: protein binding. The record is from RefSeq and is a predicted model, not a curated record. The transcript is spliced from 3 exons. Lineage: Eukaryota; Fungi; Ascomycota; Sordariomycetes; Xylariales; Hypoxylaceae. Gene Ontology annotation, cellular component: nucleus; cytoplasm.
AUGUCAGGCACAGCUUCUCCCCGUAGCGGUCGACCACUGACGACGUCUUAUGUGGAUCUAAUGAAGCCUGACGAGGACUGGAGGAAUCUGCCUGAUGCAGCCGAGAGGAGGAAAAUCCAGAACCGCCUUGCUCAGCGAGCAUAUCGGAGAAAUAUGAGAGACCGUACCAAGGAAGUAGAAAGGUUGAAAAAGCAGUUACAGCAGCUUCAGCAGUCUAUCAGUUCAGAUCCAUCAACCACGCCACCUCCUGAGCAUGAACUCCCUUCCGGCGGGAGAAGUCCCUCUAACCUAGGAGAUAUUCACGCUCAUAACGCAGACUCAACGGUAACAUCAGCGACGACCCCCAAUGGAACCCGAGGGAUGAGCGAUUACCUGCAAUCUUGGCCUCACGCAUCGGGUACGGAACACCUGAGCGGAUUAGGUCUCACGACGGAUGGGGAGAACCCACUCGGGUUCGACACAACGUCUUAUUUUCCCCAAGCUCACGGUUCUAGCGAUAUUGUGUCGGAUUUACCAACAACGGGCAGGAGGACGCGUGCCGUCACAUCUAAUAUCUCGUCCGCACCUAUACAACAACAGCAUCAUCUCCGGAGUCACAGCAUACCCCAAAUGUACUCAUCUACUUGCGCCAGUCCUAUGCCAUGGGGACAGGGAGCUGCUGCAGAUAACAAUGAUGGACUGCGUGUAUCUACAAGUUUUAAUGUUUACAAUAACCCGGAAGAGAUGUCCAUGUACCACACCGAAUCAGCGUACCCUCUAGAUGAUGGUGUUGCACAUAGUACCAAUGCGUACGCUACGUCGCCCGAAUCGGAUCUAAAUAGUCCUGCCGGGUGGUCGGCGCUGGAUCGAAAGUCGGGUCAUGCUGGGCGACCCAGUACCUCAUCACUAGCGUCAGCAUUCCUGACGUCAGCAAGUAGCGUCGUGGACAGCAUGGCUGACAUGCAACCUCAAGGUUCAUCCUUUCCGGAAACUACAGCGCCGUUGUUGCACUUUGCCGUCGCAGGCGGUCACAUCGACACGUUACGACUUCUACUUCAACGCUACGACGUCAAUAUAAAUAGCCGAGAUAGCUCAGGCUAUACAGCACUACAGCGGGCCGUUAUGGCUGGGCGAACCGAUAUGGCAGCCCUUCUUCUCGAGCGCGGCGCUAUCGUCGAUGGCGACGACAGCUGGACCGCGGAGCUUACGGGUCGCCAUUCCAAGAUAGAGGCCCAAUAG